UCGACUGAAUGGCGAAAACCGUCUCCAAGACUCCAAAUCUCCCACAGUAAAAGCGCGAGAAAUCAGUCUGUUGGAAACCUCGUUCAGGUGAGCAACGGCGGACGGAAUUGGCGUUGAAAAGGUGCACCCGGGACCUCGUAUUCGUGUCACAGUUCGAUAGCCCGUGACAUUGUUUCUGCAGCCCACGAAAGCCGUGUCGAAUGUUUAGUAAAUGGACGUCGUCUGUUUUUCAGCAUUUAUAAUUUGUGGAGAACAAUAACUAAUUGGAAAUUAGAAAACAGGUGUUGUUUGUGCGUAAAUAUUCGCCACAGGUGACGGUAGUUUGUGUAAAGUUCUACUUCCACUAGUCUGGAUUGAGAAUUGAAGGCUCCCUAGUGCGCGGACAAGGUACUCUUUCAGCAAGCCCCCGAAGGGAGAGAGAGCCUUACCCUUGAAGGAUACUUCUCUAGAUUCUGCAAGGAUUUAACUUACAUUCUAAACCGAAGUGCAUAUAUCCCACUAGCAUAUUUCAUUGCGGAUUACACUACUUUCUGCCCUCCAUAUACACCUACCUUGGAAGUGUCUGAAUCGAAGAUUGUGCUUAAGUGCUUCGUGUCGUGAUAUCUUGUACAGGUAUCUUCUUCGCAGUUGAUUUUCGCGCGCAUGUGUUUGUGCUGAUGCCAUUAUAUUUCCAUUGGAUUUUACGUACCCACAACUACUGUUUCUGCUGCUACGGUCACUACACUACGACCAUUUAUCUUGCGGACAUCGAACGAAAGCUGAGUUUUUAGCAUUUCACGUAUACACACAGGACAGGUUAACAAGAAAACAACGCCAACAACCUUCAAUUGAAUUUCACUCAGAUGUUACAGAUGUAAAACAACAACAGCAGCGAUAACUUUUCCAAAUGGCAUUAAGGCUACGUCGAGAUGUACAAAAAGCCUCGUAUUACGUAUGGUUUCUUGGAGCGGAGGAGGCACGCGGUUUACGAGGGUCGCGUGUUAUUAAUCCCGUUCUACCAUAUUUAAUCGAACGAUCGCGUGAACAGGAACCUCUAAAAGUUACAUUACAAGUAUCACAUAAAGGGAUUAAAAUUCUACAAGGAUCAUCUAAACAUUUUAUUCCACAUAGUGCCAUAACUAGUUCCGUUCAAAAAGAUGAUAUUGUUGCGUGUGUUCUAUUAUUGUAUAAUCCAACAACAAAAUGUCCAUUACAUGUUCACGCCUAUCGAUGCGAUUCAGAAACAACGGCCGAGGCCCUACAUCAACAGCUUCAAGUGCUUAUUAAUAGGCCGGAAAAUCAGAAACGCUUUGCUGAAUUGGAAACAAGACUUGGUAUAUCACCAGUCACAGGUCUUCAAAUCGAGCCCCAAGAAAAGCGUACACCACGUCGUUUUGAGUCAUCUCCUAAACGUUUUGAAUCUUCCCUAGGAAGCGACACAGGAACAAGCACACGAGAAUCAGAAUGCAGUGAGGAAUCUCCAUUGCAAUCCCAGAUGUCCCCGAUUCCCAAACACAAAAAGAACUUAUUUGAUUCGUUGGCUGCUGAACUACGAGCAAAACUAAAUGGAAACGGGCCACCCUUACUUUUACCUCCACGCGAUUAUGAUACUGUACAUAGAUCAAAAGGGAACCUGGCAGCAAUAGAACUACGACGGUGUCAGAACAGCCUAAUUGUUGGGGCACCCAAAAUACCGACCGGAGUCACUGGUAAGCAACCGCUGGUUUCAUCACGGGGCUCGUCCGGUAUUGGAUCCGAUUUGGCACCUAGUCCAGAACGACAAGAUGAACGAACAUCAAGUGACGAUGAAAAUUGGUCAAACGAAGCAGACAACGCCAUACCACAAAUCCAAACGAGCCAAACUCGUAUCGACAGCAAGACACGUUUCCGCACAGAUCAAGAUAUUAGACAACGAGAGAAAUACAUGCAGAAAUCUUCACCAUCGCAAAAGAGUAAACACCGAUCCGCAAGUCGUGACAAUGAUCCUACCCGAGAUUCAUGGAAAGAAGAUGAAAUUCGACCAAUAAUUAUGAGACCAUCAGACUUUGAUGCUCGCUUCAAGAAAGUCAUGCUUGAAAGGAACUUUGCUGGCGAAGAAGAACCUCCAAUACGCCACAGACGAAACAAGGAGGAGGCACCCCCAGCUAUACAAGAGCGUAAAUAUCGCAAGCAUUCAGAUGAUAAGCCACCCCCAAUAAAUCCCAAAUACAGUCCAGAACGUGCAAAAUACAAUAAAAUGGAGAAAGGAUUCCAUAACAAAAUGUCUCAAGACAGACAACGAUAUGAUCCUCAAUAUGAUGAGGACUAUGAUUCCGACCCAGACACAUUCAGACGAAGAGAGAAUCUUACAGAUAAAGAAAAAUAUCACGAAGCGUUCAUAAAACAUGAACAUCGAGAUCAUCAACCGUUGAAACGAUACUCGAGCAGCCCCAACUAUAGGGAUGAUGACGACAAUGAAGAACGCAAUAUUCCUCCAACACACAAAGGUGUCAACCGUCGAUACUUUGAUUCACCCAGUCAUGAACGAAACCAUUCCGCUGAUCGAAACCGAUACAAUGAACAAGAAUACUUCCCAAAAUAUAAUAACAAUAGUCCACGCAAUCCCUACAUAGAACCUGAAAGUUUGCCAUAUCGUGAGAGUGUUGAAAAAAUGAUCAAGUCACGUGUUAUGCGGUACAAUUCACUCGACGACGAACCCUAUCGAGGUGAAUACCCCGAAAAGGAGAUUAUCCCCAGACCUAGGAAGCAAAUAGUUUAUCCUAAGGGCGAAAAAUACUCAGUUCCUCUAACAGGAGGACCAAUAGAUCAAUACGAAAGCGAGAAACAAUUCAUCAGCCGACGAAAAGCCAACAGUUCAUCCCCUGACUCAUCGUUGAAGGUCUCACCAAAAGACCGAUUCCACGAUGCCAAGGAAAAAUUCCGAGCAAUGGAAAAACAAAAGAUCCCAGUCAAGAAGGACAUUUCACCAGACAGCUACCAUGACGGACCACCACCAGGUCAUGGACGUGGUCACAUAGAUCCGAGAGACUACGAUGGCGAUCGCUACGAUAAUUGGAGCGAUGAGGAACAAUGCGUGGUGAAGGAGCGACGAAGGCCGCCUCGCGAUUAUCGCUACAGUGACAAAUCAUCACGAGGAUCAGGCCAAGAUGGCUACCAUCCGCCACUGACCAAGUCCAAUUCAAAAAGUCUAUCGAAUCUGACAAAAGGAUACCGGCACAGCUACGCCGAACCACGUCCCGCUCUUCCGCGAGCUGGUGGACGAGUUGGUUUGGCCGCCGUAAAUCCAUACUAAUUACAAACUUUACAAUUUCUUUACAGACAAUUAUAUCUACUUCUAAGCUACUGUAAUACUGUUAAAUCCUAGGUAAAUCCAAUUAUAUCAGCAAAAAGAAAUCUUUAAGGAUAUCGAAAGCGCUUUAUUGCAAUACUUAAGUGUAGUAUUGAAAUUCAAAGCGCACCCGAAAGAUAGCAAUUGGGCAGAUACUAUGAAUAGACAAAAAACGACAUUACGUGCCUUCUCGUCUAGAUGUGUAUAAUAGGGGUAGGAGGAGUGUAGGUUCAGUGUUUCACUGGAUGGAAUUGAAUUCACGCAGGAUUUAAUUUAUUGAGAGUGCCUUGCGUUGUAAUAUUUUCUGUAAUCAUUUUUUAAAUAUAAUACAAAUAAAUGUGUUGGUGAAAUAAAACAAA
Molecule: messenger RNA, 3666 nt
Organism: Hermetia illucens (black soldier fly)
Lineage: Eukaryota; Metazoa; Arthropoda; Insecta; Diptera; Stratiomyidae
Exons: 6
Coding region: 887-3271 (794 amino acids)
Source: RefSeq, a predicted model, not a curated record